Molecule: messenger RNA, 1872 nt
Organism: Cryptococcus wingfieldii CBS 7118
Lineage: Eukaryota; Fungi; Basidiomycota; Tremellomycetes; Tremellales; Cryptococcaceae
Exons: 7
Coding region: 1-1872 (623 amino acids)
Cellular component (GO): ribonucleoprotein complex; cytoplasm; nucleus
Molecular function (GO): mRNA binding
Source: RefSeq, a predicted model, not a curated record
AUGUCAUCCCCACUCCCCAUCCCCCGCUCCUCGCCCACCCUCACCGCCGACUCAUCCACCACCGCCUCCUCCCUCCUCGACUCGGCCUCCACCAACACCUCUCACAUCUCGUCCUCAUCCAUCAUCCCACCCACCGCCACCCGCCCCUUUGGUGCAGGCUGGAAGUCCUCUGACACCUUGCAUGCUGAAAAGCCCGCCGAUUUCGAGCCGGAUUGGACACGCUCUCCAAGCCUGCCCAUCUUGCCCUCUGUCAAACCCACCCAAUCUUCGUCAUAUCAGCAAGAUCUCCCAGACUACUCGCUCUACACGUCUGCGCCUCAGACUGCGUUUCCCAACCCCGCUUGGGGCUUCGAUGCUCUCUCACACAAGGCCUCCUUGGGGUCCAUCGACAUUGAGCUUGGGGGUGGUAGUCCAGGGGGGCAUAGUCCCACCCACCGCAACGCCUUCCGACCACCCAGCGCGCUCAUUCAACAAAAGUCUACACCCAACCUCGGCCGGCCUGAUCUGUCCAGCCGCCGGUCUGUCCGAUUCGAGGUUGAUGAAGACGUUUCUUCCGAUGGCAGCGCGUCGAGCAGGGCGUUGAGUGCCAGUCUUCCCGUUCUCCCUAGUGUUGGUGAGGGGCGCAAUGUAUUUAUCCAUCGCGUCAGCCACACUCUUACCGAAGACGAGCUCCGCCAUAUCGCCACCGCCUUUGGCGAAGUCGUUUCUGUCAAAGUGCAGCAGACUCGUACUGCCAAGCCACAUGCAUUUGUGAUGUUCAAAAAGCCGGAGCGGGCUGCCAAGUUUAUGAGCCACCUCAGAUCACGCGCAGUAGAUUGCGAGUACGGCAAAGAAGACCACCAAGUACAAACAAAAGCCCUCGAGGACCCGCUCUCCGCCAACCUCUACAUUGCCGGCCUGCCUCCGUCAUUGACGUAUGACGCACUCGAAGAACUGUUGCUGCCGGGGAAGAUUUGCAGUUGGAAACCGUUGAUGGAUGAGGGGGGGAUUAGGAGGGGGCCGGUGAUGGCUAGGAUGCAGACGAGAGUGCAGGCUGAGGCGGUCAUCAAGCGGCUGACGGGCAAGUAUUACCCCGGUAUGAGUGAGAGACUUCAAGUCCGUAUCGCCGAUUCUGAGGAACAAAAACACUUCAAGCGCUACCAGAUGCGCGAACGUGUCACUUCUGUCCCUUCUCCUUCUGCUGCCGAGUUUGGACCGAUGAGAAGAAGAGCCAGUAUGCCUGCCGAGCCUAUGCGCCGGGACCUGACCGACCUUUCUUUUCUCCUCCAAAAGCAAUCUCUCCUCGCGUUCCAGCUCAACGCAAUCAACGAGAAGCUCGCUUCCUCCCACCUCUCUCCCACACACUCCAAUUAUCCACAUGCCCAUCCUCUUAGGCAAGUGCCGUCAUUCUCUCCCUCGCACGUCCCGGGUCCGUUGAUGGAAGAAGAUGAUGGCGAGUGCCCUGUACUUUCGCCCACCAUCUCGACGUAUCCCCGCCGCGGAUCGUCCAACACUUCCGUGCUGUCUUCUGCUUCUUACAACGCCAACCUGAGCGACCAGAUCUGGGGCGCCAGCACCCCCACCCGCACCCUCGCCGAACCAUGGUCCAUCGACCCCUUCGCAUUCCCCUCCUCCUCCCCUCCCUUACCCCACACCCAUUACUCACCCCUCCCCAUCUUGCCUCUCUCCGCCCCCAGGCCGAGACUGGGCACCAUGCUCAAGCGCGACUCGGACUCGCAAGUCCCUAUUUGCUACGACGCGAGUAACGCUGGAGGUGGUAAGGUGCAGAUGGAGAGCGGGGUGGGUAGGGUGGGGAUGUGGCGUAAAGGGUCGUCGGUGGGGGGUAUGGGGCUGGGGCUGGAUGUGGGACAGGAGAGCAAGAUGUCCGAAUGA